ACGUUACAGCGCGUGCGCCAAAAACUACACAAUAGAUGCGUGAAGUUCAGCGUAUACUAUAGUAUUAUAAUACAGUGAAGGCGAAUAGUUUAUUUAAAAAAAUAUUUUAAUAAUAGGAAUCAUGGAGUAUGACUAUCAAGGAAUGGCACAGCAGCAAGCAGCAGCCAUGGCCUCAAGUGGGAACUCAGCAUCUGGCAUCCAUCCUUCUAUGGCUCAGUUUUCGAUGUUACCAGCAGGUCUUAAUUUAACAAUGAAUGUUGCUAAUCAGUUAGCAGGAGCUGGAUUACAGGGAUCACAUUUUCCAAAUAACAAUGCUCCCAGUCAUUUCUCUCAUGGAUCACAUCUCAUGGGAACGUAUCCAGCUGCUAAAAGUGGUGGUGGGAAGAUGAAAAAGAAGCCAAAGAUGAACAAAAAUGGCAUGCUUGCACCAAAACGUGCCACCACUGGAUAUAUUAAUUUCACUCAAUGGUAUAGAGAAGAGAUGAAAAAAUCAGGAAGACAAGUACCCAAGGUAAGUUGUUAUAGAAGAAGAAGACUACGUGGUCUGCCACGAUCACACUCCUCCCAAAGAAAAACACCAAUUAAUUCAAAUAAAUAUCCACUGCUGUUUAUUUUCUUAAACCUCCUUAUAAAUAACCCUCCACUUUCAUAG
Molecule: messenger RNA, 652 nt
Organism: Limulus polyphemus (Atlantic horseshoe crab)
Lineage: Eukaryota; Metazoa; Arthropoda; Merostomata; Xiphosura; Limulidae
Exons: 2
Coding region: 122-652 (176 amino acids)
Source: RefSeq, a predicted model, not a curated record